GGGGCGCAGAAGGGGGUCCCUCGCCUUUCUUUAGACGCUUUUUCGUAGGAUCGCCUUGAAACGUUAAACAUAGCCUGGAGACGAGAAAAUUUAAAAGAGAGAUCUAGUGUUUCGCUCCGUUCCAGAUCGAUCGCCCGCGCUUCCUCCACCUCUUCUUCAUCUUCUUCUCGUCACCGGCCUUUGGGAUGGCAGAUGCUGAGGAUGUUCAGCCUCUUGUGUGUGACAAUGGCACUGGAAUGGUUAAGGCUGGAUUUGCUGGAGAUGAUGCUCCGAGGGCUGUAUUCCCUAGCAUUGUGGGCCGUCCACGUCACACUGGUGUGAUGGUUGGCAUGGGCCAGAAAGAUGCAUACGUUGGGGAUGAAGCCCAAUCCAAGCGUGGUAUUUUAACUCUGAAAUACCCUAUUGAGCAUGGUAUUGUCGGUAACUGGGAUGACAUGGAGAAGAUCUGGCACCAUACUUUCUACAAUGAGCUUCGUGUGGCCCCAGAAGAACACCCAGUUCUUCUUACUGAGGCACCUCUUAACCCCAAGGCCAAUCGUGAGAAGAUGACUCAAAUCAUGUUUGAGACCUUCAACACUCCAGCUAUGUAUGUUGCUAUCCAGGCUGUUCUGUCUCUUUAUGCUAGCGGUCGCACAACAGGCAUUGUUCUGGACUCUGGAGACGGUGUCAGCCACACCGUCCCGAUCUAUGAAGGAUAUGCGCUCCCACAUGCAAUCCUUCGUCUAGAUCUGGCAGGUCGUGACCUGACCGAUGCUCUCAUGAAAAUUCUGACGGAGCGUGGCUACUCCUUCACUACCACGGCUGAGCGUGAAAUUGUACGAGACAUGAAGGAGAAGCUGGCAUACGUUGCUCUUGACUAUGAGCAGGAGUUAGGGACAGCAAAUACUACCUCAUCUGUGGAGAAGAGCUAUGAGCUGCCUGAUGGACAGGUGAUCACCAUUGGUGCCGAACGGUUCCGUUGCCCUGAGGUCCUUUUCCAGCCAUCAAUGAUUGGGAUGGAAGCUGCAGGCAUACAUGAGACCACCUACAAUUCCAUCAUGAAGUGCGACGUAGAUAUAAGGAAGGAUUUGUAUGGCAACAUUGUUUUGAGUGGUGGAACCACGAUGUUCCCAGGUAUUGCUGACAGGAUGAGCAAGGAGAUCACUGCACUUGCACCAAGCAGCAUAAAGAUUAAAGUUGUGGCUCCCCCAGAAAGGAAGUACAGUGUUUGGAUCGGUGGCUCUAUCUUGGCAUCCCUUAGCACUUUUCAGCAGAUGUGGAUUUCAAAAGCAGAAUAUGAUGAGUCUGGCCCAUCAAUUGUGCACAGGAAAUGCUUCUAAUUCUGCUACCAUGGGAGGUGAGAUGAAGAGAUUUGUCGUCCCAUUCAUGAGCUGGUGCUGGCUCUCGUCUUUCUUUUGCGGUUUUAUCUCCUGGUGCAGUGGACAAUGACUUUAUCAGUGCUGUUCCACGAGAAAACAUCCAAGUGACCCUUUAUCUUAAUAUUAAUGUACAUCAUGAUGGUGAACCUUGUAAUUUGAGGGGUGGCCAAUAAAGCUGCUUUAGAUGGGGUUUGGUGAGGUUUUUACCUUACAUGUUUUUGCCAACAAGUUUAUCUUUUAUAUUACAUGUUGUUUGGUCCACAUGAUUUUGUCUAUCCUGUGGAGCCAGAUUCCAAUAACUUGUUUUGGAUAGCCUGACUAUAACUCUCGGGAGACCACAUUUAUCUGUUUAUUCUGAUACAAA
Molecule: messenger RNA, 1722 nt
Organism: Elaeis guineensis (African oil palm)
Lineage: Eukaryota; Viridiplantae; Streptophyta; Magnoliopsida; Arecales; Arecaceae
Product: actin
Source: RefSeq, a predicted model, not a curated record